AUGGACCUCCUCCUUGCCCGCGACCUGCUCGCGUGGCCGCCCGGCGACAACGACACCGACACCAUCAUCGACGGCGUCCACUUCAACCUCACCACGCUCAAGUUCUGGAACUACACCUACUGGUCCAACAAGACCCUCUCCAACGUCACCUGGUGCGAGCUCGGCUUCCAGCCCUACCUCGCCGACACCCUCCUCGAGAACGGCACCUGGGUCAACAGCACCUCCUGCUAUGUGCCCCUCGACCCCAUCGGCACCCGCUCCGCCGUCGGCAUGGGCUACGCUGUCGCCUACGCUCUCUGCCUCCUCCUCGUCCUCGUCAACCUCACAAAGCAUGGCAAGCUCCAUCUCCCGUCCGAGAAGCGCUUCGUCCCAAUCGGUCGCAGAUGGCAGUGGUACUGGGCCAUCUGGGUCUGCGCCACUGCCAUGAUUGGCCUCUUCUUCAAUGUCGACGUCGACCGCUACUAUGUCAUGGAGAUCCCCAUCCUCAUCACCUCGUUCUUCUGGUAUCUCAUGCAGAUGGGCACUACCGCACUCGUCUGGGAGGCUGUGAGGCACUGGGGUUCGUGGAUGGAGCGGCAGUAUAUCGACCCGAAUCCGUUCGUGCUGCCCGAGGAGGGCCGCCGCUGGCACUUUGAGUUUUGGGUCCCUCUGUUCUUUUACUUCUGGGACUGGAUGAAUUUCUUCAUGGUCAUCCCCCGCAACUGGUCCCCGAUCGAACGCCAGCGAGCCCCUGACCAGGUCGUAAACGAGGCCGAGCCCAACGCCAUGGAUCCCCGCUUCAAGGCUGCCACCUUCAUGCUCUUCAUCUGCUGGCUCACAAUCGUCGUGUAUCUGCAGCACGCCGUCCGGCACUACGAGGCCAAGCACCGCGGCGCCGCGAACCGCGUCAAGGGUUUCUUCUCGUACAUGCCGUGGCGCUUCAUACUGGAGAUCCCGUUGCUCCUCGCGCUCGUGGUGUACCAGGGCAUCGCGGCGUGGGACUUUGACCUCUCCCCGCUCAAGGUCAACACGUACCUCCCGGCCGUCUUCGUCGGCGGCUACACCCCGAGCCUGCUCAUUCUCAUCAUCCAGAUCAUCGACGGCUUCAUGCGGCCCAACGAGGACCGCGAGCUCAUCCGGCAGCGCCGUGUCCGCGGCGCCGCCGUCGACCAGGAGCUCGGAUACGUCCAGAAGCCCGCGUGGUGGCACCGCAACGCCGGCGCCGACGACAUGGCGAACCGGAUCAUGCGCAACGUGCGCGAGGUCGGCGGUGGUCGGGCAACCGCGACCCGCGUCGACGACAUUGCCCAGGGCCGGGCCGUCCGGCGGGACUCGUCGCUCAUGGCUGCCGGCGGCGGCGGCGGCGGCGGGAUCGAGAUGAGCCCCAUGGCGUCACCGGGGGGCGUGGGAGGCGGCACCGCCGCACCACCCCCGUACACGCCGUACGCGGGCAAGUCGGAGCGGCGCAAGACCGAGCACGCGAUGCAGGCCGCUGCGGCCGCGCUGUUCCCGCAGCCCUCGAACCCGGCAUCCGCGGCAGGCUCGGUGGCAGAUAUGCCGCCGCCACCAGAGUUUGGUGCUGCCGUAGCCGGCACCGACGGCGACGUCGACGACAACAGACAAGCGGGGAUGCUCCGGCCGCGGUCGGGAGAGAGGAAUCAUAGCACGGCGAGCAGCGUGUCGGUGUCGCAGCAGCGGCCACAGCAGGUUCGGAGCAUGCUGGAUGUAUGA
Microdochium trichocladiopsis is the source of this 1710-nucleotide messenger RNA. RefSeq lists its product as uncharacterized. The coding region runs from base 1 to 1710 and encodes 569 amino acids. NCBI's taxonomy places the organism in Eukaryota, Fungi, Ascomycota, Sordariomycetes, Xylariales, Microdochiaceae. The transcript has 2 exons. The record is from RefSeq and is a predicted model, not a curated record.